GCAGCGGCCCCGCCAUGCCCGGAGCGGCCGCGCUGGGCGCCGGCCCCGACCCCGAGGAGAGCUACGAUUUCCUCUUCAAGCUGGUGCUGAUCGGCGACGCCAGCGUGGGCAAGACCUGCCUGGUGCAGCGCUUCAAGACCGGGGCCUUCUCCGAGCGCCAGGGCAGCACCAUCGGCGUGGACUUCACCAUGAAGAGCCUGGAGAUCCAGGGCAAGCGGGUGAAGCUGCAGAUCUGGGACACGGCAGGCCAGGAGAGGUUCAGGACCAUCACGCAGAGUUAUUACCGCAGCGCCAACGGGGCCAUCCUGGCCUAUGACAUCAGCAAGAGGGGCUCCUUCCUGUCCAUCCCUCGCUGGAUCGAGGAUGUCAGGAAGUAUGCUGGCUCCAACAUCGUGCAGUUACUCAUUGGAAACAAGUCUGACCUAAGUGACCUUAGAGAGGUUCAGCUGGCAGAAGCUCAGAGCCUGGCUGAACGCUAUGACAACAUCAUCUGUGCCAUAGAGACCUCUGCAAAGGACUCCAGCAACGUGGAGGAGGCUUUUGUGAAGAUGGCCACAGAGCUGAUGAUGAGGCAUGGAGGGCCCAUGUUCAGUGAGAAGAGCACUGACAGCAUCAAGCUGGACAGCAAAGAUGUUGGGGAAAGCUGGGGGUGUGGUUGCUGAUAAGAGCUAGCUGAUAUCCCUAACUUUACUGGAAUUUAGAUGGUGCUUCACCCUAAUGCUGAGUAGCAUGGUAGCCAUAUUCUCCUCCUCCUCCUGUGAAACCAGCAAUUUUGUAGAAGUUAGACACAAUCCUGUUUGCUUUGGUGUCUUAUUUUUAAAAAGGGACUUUGGAGAGGUGGUCCUAAAAGUCAAACCCUCUGAAAAACUUACUCAACAUUUGUCCCCACCUUUUUAUUUUCUGUAACCUUCAUACGAGUUACAAAAAUGGAGGAAAUGACUUUGAACUUGGUAUUUUGGGGUGGGAAGACACUUGUUUGGGUAAGAGACUGAUGCAAACCCAAAAGUCUGAGCAUUAACAUGGGGCUGUUGGCAAAGGAGGUCACUUUUGGAACAGGCAAUCUUGACAGCGUCUCUUCAAAUCCUCAGCACUCCACAGUGACCAGGAAGUGUCAGUGUCUUUGGUAAUGGUAUUUCAAGGGCCAUAAUAGCCAAGAUUUUGAUUACAGGACCAAAUAGCAGUCACCUGGCCUAGGGCAAUGUGAAUUGCUAGUUGCUGUUGGAGCAGGCCCAGGUGGGGGAGCUUCUCUCAGGUUUUGUUAUCAUUUGAGGUUAGUGUUUUAACAGAAAGCAAAACCAGCCUGAGCACUGUCACAAGCAGGGCUGGA
Messenger RNA from Ficedula albicollis (Collared flycatcher), 1327 nucleotides. RefSeq names its product RAB43, member RAS oncogene family (gene RAB43). Bases 15 to 662 code for a protein of 215 amino acids. NCBI's taxonomy places the organism in Eukaryota, Metazoa, Chordata, Aves, Passeriformes, Muscicapidae. The record is from RefSeq and is a predicted model, not a curated record. The transcript has 3 exons. Gene Ontology annotation, biological process: regulation of exocytosis; protein secretion. Gene Ontology annotation, molecular function: GTP binding; GTPase activity.